Messenger RNA from Mycetomoellerius zeteki, 2628 nucleotides. RefSeq names its product ADP-ribosylation factor-like 5 (gene Arl5). The transcript is spliced from 3 exons. The coding region runs from base 330 to 869 and encodes 179 amino acids. The record is from RefSeq and is a predicted model, not a curated record. NCBI's taxonomy places the organism in Eukaryota, Metazoa, Arthropoda, Insecta, Hymenoptera, Formicidae. Gene Ontology annotation, molecular function: GTPase activity; GTP binding.
AUGUCGCGCUUUGCCGAACUGAACUAGACAGCUAGACAGGCUGUUCGCGUACUCCGUCGAUUUCUCGCCUGUUCCUCGCGCGUCGCAGCUCCAAUCGUUAUUUCGAUCGCAUUUGCACAUUGCCAGCGUCCGCGUCGACGUCCCGGCGCGAUUAUGACGUCGGUCCAUGAGCCGACGUCGCACGUAAACGACAUUUCGUCAUCGCGGAAGCGAACAUAACCCCUCCGAGAGACAAUGAACCGCCCUGUUCCCAAAUCAAUCUCCUAAGGAGACUGAGUUUGUGACGUCGAGCAGAUUAUAUUCGAUUAAUCCCUGGCUGAAUAGUCAACAUGGGACUGCUGUUCGCGAAGUUGUGGAGCUUCUUCGGCAACGAAGAGCAUAAAAUAGUUAUGGUUGGUUUGGACAAUGCUGGAAAGACAACAAUAUUAUAUCAAUUCCUGAUGAACGAGGUUGUCCAUACGUCUCCGACCAUCGGAUCCAACGUAGAGGAAGUUGUGUGGAAGAAUAUUCAUUUUAUCAUGUGGGAUUUGGGUGGUCAGCAGAGUCUGAGAGCUGCCUGGUCUACUUACUACACGAAUACUGAAUUUAUCAUUAUGGUCAUAGACAGCACUGACCGAGAGAGGCUCGGUAUGAUUAGGGAAGAGCUCUAUUCGAUGCUGAACCACGAGGAGUUGAGUAAAGCCAACGUUCUGGUCUACGCCAACAAACAAGACUUGAAGGGCAGCAUGACCGCAGCUGAGAUUUCAAGACAAUUGGAUCUGACAUCUAUCAAAAAACACCAAUGGCAUAUACAGAGCUGUUGCGCUCUCACUGGAGAAGGAUUAUAUCAGGGACUGGAAUGGAUCGUCGGACGUUUAAAAAAGACAUGACGUACAUUAUGAGUCAUUUAUAAGUCUAAUGAAAUAUCCAAAAUGUAAAAUAUGUUAUUGAGCUAAGUUAGUUCUGGUUACAUACUUUGACAGUUAUACGAAAGAAGAAAGCAGCAUGGGCUGUCGCGUUUCGUUCAUUAAUUUAAAUCUCUUGGUAUGAUCCUCAAAGUGCAUCUGAUUACUUUAUUGCCGCAGCCACACUUAAAGAACGGUGGACGGGUUUGUUCUUCAGCUACUAAUUGCACUGGCUGCUUAUGCAAUAAAAGGAAAGUUUGGUAUUGUUCUUGUGACAUAAGAAGUCUCAACUCGUUCAAUACAGAGAUAAGAAAAGAAUCAAGACAAGUAGAAAUGUACAAAGUAAAUGUACAAAGCGAGAUGUUAGUGCUAGUUAAGUGAAUGCUACAAAGAAAGAUAAUUAUUUUUUGCGUCCAUAUACAAGAUGUAUACUUGAUUGAUUAUCAUAGUUAAAUAAUCAUUGAACAUAACGACAAUAUAAUUUAAUUUGUUAAAAGGGAAAUUAUCGAUUGCUUAUGCGAAUUAUGUUAUCAUUUGCAUGGUGAAAGUACGAGAUUUCUUAUCCCGUCCACCUACAGUAAAAUUCUGCAGUAAAAAAGGCAGUUAAAAUAAAUGGAAGGAGGCAACUCGUUAUUUGUACUCAGUUGAUAUGUAAGAACGCAAGAAAAUGUACAUAGUUUUUUAUACUUCUCGUUAAGAGAGCGAGCUCUGUAAAAAAUGAGAAAAAAAUAUAAUGCCGGACAAAAGAAAAAGUGCAAAAUCUUGCGACAUUUCCGUACGUAAAGACCGAGCAGAUUCAUGGCCAGGUAACCCGAUUGAGGAAAACUUCUCAAGGCAGAAUAUGCUCUGUGUGAUACGUGGAUUCAAUUCUGAGACAGUUGUUUGCCGAUUAUAUCAUGUAACAGAUGUGGCUUACAUGAUACGCGGAAAAAAAACCCAACGAAGAGUGGGCUGAUAAAGCUCGAUGGAAGGCUGAUAAUAUUCUUAGGAUGCGACAUACGUAAUAUCGCGACAGGUGAAUGGGAGCUUUAAAUCAAAAACUCGCCUAUUGACUCACUGAUUUACUGAACGAUUUCAACCUGUUCCGUUUUAUUUUUCUUGGCAGUGAGGAAUAUUAUAAGUUUAAUAUGUAUAUCUAAUUGAUAUAGUUCACUACUAUAACUGCUCCAAGUGAUGUUAUUAUCUAAAGCGCAAAUUUUUAGUUAUUUAAGGAAACGUAUCUUCCGGUUCCAUUCACCUGCGGUUACUGUGUGCCGCCAGGAUGAUGGAUGUACUAAUGAAAGUCCGUGACACAAAGGAAUCAUCUUGUCUCCAACUUUGACAGCUGUCUCGUCUUUGCUUUAUUUAAAUUGUAAAUGUAAUCUAUUUUUUUUUAUGUAGCAUUAAAUACUCCAGUAGAUAUAAUAUUAAUUAUCUUUAGCUUUAAAAAAAAGGGGAAAUUGUCAGUGUGUGCUCUAAAAGAUUAAUGGGUACACGCAAAGAUGACUACAGGCGUUAACAUCAUCACGCGGUGGGAUAUAAAUGCCGUCUAAUGCUAGAGUGAGAUCAUAACACUUAAAGUUAACGCCAGCUUUCUCAUAUUGAGAAACGGGUUCUUAAAUGUUAAUGACACAUAAGAGUCGUAUCUCCCGUGUACAUUGUUCGCUCCUCAAAAUUCUAUGCGGAGUAUAUUAUGCCGAAUCUACACUCGUCGAAUUUAUCCACGGCGUCCGUCUUCUCUAUUUAACGGUAAUUGUGUAAAAAA